UUAAUUUUCAUUUUGCGACAUUAUUUAUUAAAACAAAUAAGUUGAAAAAUGAUCAAACAGUAAUAAAAUUUACAUUGUAUGGCAAAAAGAAAAUUAAAAAUCGGGCUUAAUGACGAUCUGGGAAAAUUUUAAAAUAAUACUAAAAGUUAAAAAAACACGUCAAAAUCAAUCAAAAUUAUUGUAAUCUGCAGGGGAUUGUGAACCCUAAAUUGUCAUUUUGAACAACUAAACUGGGUCAUCUAUCCUGAUUUUAUCCCUUACCAAUUAAACAUUUUUUCAUUACAGUGGUUUUUUAAAACAAGUUAAUUUACAGAAUGGAAAAAAAAUUAAAUGACAUUUUUGGUUUCUUGAUCUUUCUUCAGUUCUUUGUUUCUGUAAUAAAUUUAUGUACCAGCGGAUUUUAUUUAACAAAAGUGAAUGCAAGUGGUGCAUAUUUUUGGUUUUCGGUUAUGAUAUUGGGUUGUUUUAUCUUUCAAAUAUUUACACACUGUUAUUUUGGGGAGGAAAUGACAAGGAAGAGUUUGUCUAUUGCUGAUGAAAUAUACCAAAUGGACUGGAACACAUUAAGUAUACAAACAAAGCAAAAAUUGAUAAUAAUAAUGAUGAGAACCAGCCGUCCGAUUCAGCUAACUGGCUCUUCAGUUGUUGUCUUAUCAAUAGAAACAUUUUUUAAGGUUUUAAAAGCAUCUUAUUCAUCCUAUAACUUGUUGAGGAAUUCUAAUUGAAAGAUGCCAUUGUUAAUAUAAACUUUUGUAAGACAAUUUUAUAAUUAGCUAUAAAGAGUCAUA
Messenger RNA from Leptopilina boulardi, 788 nucleotides. Its product is annotated as putative odorant receptor 92a. Bases 315 to 725 code for a protein of 136 amino acids. Gene Ontology annotation, biological process: sensory perception of smell; detection of chemical stimulus involved in sensory perception of smell. Lineage: Eukaryota; Metazoa; Arthropoda; Insecta; Hymenoptera; Figitidae. The record is from RefSeq and is a predicted model, not a curated record. Gene Ontology annotation, cellular component: plasma membrane. The transcript is spliced from 3 exons. Gene Ontology annotation, molecular function: olfactory receptor activity; odorant binding.